Messenger RNA from Sycon ciliatum, 3043 nucleotides. RefSeq lists its product as uncharacterized. Bases 322 to 2325 code for a protein of 667 amino acids. The record is from RefSeq and is a predicted model, not a curated record. The transcript is spliced from 18 exons. Lineage: Eukaryota; Metazoa; Porifera; Calcarea; Leucosolenida; Sycettidae.
UGCCGAGUCGAAGGUUCGAUGGACUUCUCGUGUGCUCUGGGUGGCAGUCGUGAGUCAGUCAAGUGUCAAGUAACGUCGGCGGAAUAGCGCGAGCUCCGGUGUGGGGAGCAAACCCUUUCUUAUUCAAUACCAAGUCACUGAAAUCAGUCAAACUGACGUGACACUGACAGUGCUGUCACGGGAAACUCAGGGCAAUGAAAGAAUUAUUUUGUGGAAUCAGUGGCGUGAACAGCUCAUGUGCAAGUACACUACACUCUUUGGCGGUGGCUCACUGCAGUCCCUGAGUAGUUCGUUGCAGUUUAGCCUGAGCUAUUCCAAGCAAUGGCUCCGGACAGCCUCAGGAUAGUACUGUUAGCUACGGUUUCAGCCGCUAUCGGUUUGUGGUCCCUUGGUGAGGCAUGUGACGAACUAGUUCCGGAGCAGUGUCUCCUGCCCUUCCCAAACUCCUUCUACCUUCGUGCUGACAACUCCACCGACACAGGGUAUAGAGUGAGCUUCAGUAAAGAGGACUUUCCACGCGACACCCUAGGUUCGCACGCACUACCUAGCGUGCUCAACUCAUUCGAUGGCUUCUCUCCAUUUCCGUCAAUCCUGGCGUACUUCAAGGACUUGUCAGAGAGCAACCUUCCACCACACUGGGACAUUGCACAGUCACUGCUAAGUCACUCCCCCACCAUUCUGCUCAAUGCAGACACUGGUGAAAGAGUACCUCACUUUGCUGAACUUGACAAUGGAGACAAGCUGACGGUGGAACACGCAUUGAUGCUCUGGCCUGCGUAUCGACUCAAUGACAACACGCGGUAUAUUGUAGCAAUGCGUAACCUAUCCACAACGCAUCACAAGCCUGUGGAAUCAUCACAAACAUUCCUUGCUCUGAGGAAUGGCAAGUAUGGUGAUGUACUAGCAAGCAAUCCAUCCACCGAUGAUGAUCGUCAGGCGCACUUUGAUGACAUCUUCCGCAUCUUGGUGAAAGCUGGUGUGGCCCGUGACAGUCUUCAGCUUGCGUGGGAUUUCCGCACUGCUAGUCGCAAAUGCAUCACGGAAAGACUGGUAUUCACACGUGAUGAUGCCUUCGAACGAAUUGUGAACAUCUGUCCCGACUACACCAUUAGCAAGGUUACUGACAAUUACUCAGCCAAUAUUUUCAGGCACAUUGAAGGAACAUUCAAAGUGCCAUAUUACACAAACAAACCUGGCCCUGGCUCACAUUUGGUGAUAGAUGAGAAGGGCCUGCCUGUAUUUCAGGGAGUGGCAGAAGCAGAGUUUGAGGUUCUAAUUCCCCACAGCGUGGUGGCUAAUGCUACGUUCACUCCACCGUCACCUGGUCGUAUCCUGCAGUAUGGACAUGGACUGUUUGGCUCACAUGAUGAAGUUCAGCAAGGCUACUUACAGCAGGUUGCGAAUCGCUAUGGCUACGUAAUGGCAGCGUGUACAUGGUGGGGAAUGAGUCGCGAUGAUGUCGUGCCUUUAGUGCUUACCCUGGCCUCAAAUGUAUCGAAAAUGAACAUUCUUCCGGAUCGUCUGACCCAGGGUGUGACCAAUGCAUUGCUAUUGAUGAAAUUGAUGAAGGGCUCAUUUAGCCGUGAUUCGCAUGUGCAGUUUGGUGGCAGUGGGAAAGCCUGCUACGAAACGGACGAGGCAUACUAUUAUGGCAACUCCCUUGGUGGCAUUAUAGGCUCGGUGUACAUGGCAGCAACAACCGAUGUCACCAGAGGUACGAUUGGUGUCGGCGGUGGUCCAUUUGGCUUGCUUCUGCCAAGAAGUCAUGACUUUGCACAGUUUUCGGCUGGUCUGCGAGCGCUGUACCCUCGCUCCAUGGACUACAUCAGUGCAUUGUCCUUCUUGAAUAUGAUGUGGUCCAGGUUGUCACCUGGUGGCUUCAUGUCUUACAUCACAGACAACCCUCUUCCAGGGUCGUUCAAACAUCAGAUCCUGAUGCAAUACGGCCUUGGAGAUGCUCAAGUGAACAUUCUCGCUGUUCAAAGCUUAGCCCGCUCUGCACACUGUUCCAUAUUUGAGAGCAACGUCCAUCAGCAAUUCUCACGGCCAAACCAACAGCAGAACGUGACGGAGAAGUUUUUCGGCUUUGACGUUGUGGCCAAUAACGCUGUACUACAGAAUUCCUCCCUGCUGCAAGGACUGAACCCGCAUGCAUUACCCGAGCCAUAUAAUAAUGUGCCACCGUCAUCAAAAACGGAUUCUCACGAGAAGCCGCGCCGGUUCCAACCGUUCCAAGAUCAGAUGGAUCACUUUUUCCGUACGGGAGAGAUUCGCAAUUUCUGUGGCAGCCCACCAGGUGCAUGUACGGAACCAGGCGAUCCAUGAGAAGUGUUUAUCAAAGACGUCAGUUGAAAUUACCUUCCUCGUGUCCCUGUGUGCGUGUGUUUGAACCCAAUGCACUGCAUACUGUAGAGUCUUGUAGAAGAGAAAGACUCACAUAAGCGCAAUACCUUUGUGCACUACGUUAUGGCUUGACUAGAAGUAGAAGCCUGGCUCGAAGGAAAGCAUGGCCUAAACACUGGCCAACACAGCAACAAGAACUGUUUUAUACACUAUGGUAGUCUGUGCGGUGCACCAGCACUCAGCACAGGCACUCUGCCAGUACUACACUCGCUGCGCUAAGCCCAAGGAUCUUCCCAGUAUACAAUACAUGUACUAAUAACAAUUUUUAAAUCGUGACAAGGAAUACUGUUUACCUAACACUAGUAUACUGUACCCUUUUCACUUGUCUAAAAAUACGAUGCCCAUGCUAGUGUAUGUACAGGCAGGGUCAACAUACCUUAUUCAAGCUAUUUCUUAGUAUUUCCAGCCACACGGCAAGUGCAUGCACAUGUGUAGCUAUUAUACUAGCUAAUAAUCUAUUUAUACUGCUGUUUGUUCACAGCGUUAUUCGAUUUCAUUUCAGACAAUUCAUCAUUUCAUUUCUGUGUCCAGCCGGCCUGGCCACUUCUCAAUUUUGUGAGUUGCAACACAAUUAGGUCAGAGUAACACGAAUAGCUAGAAUUAGAUUACAGUUUAAUACAUGCGAUUAUCAGUAAUGCUA